GCGUUCAUUCAUACAAGAACACGGCCGAACAUUCGUAUCAACUGCCCGGGUAUACUCGGCCCUACCUUGCUUGAUCAUGGUUACGAUCAACUCGCCCUCAGCUUGUCGUCCUUGGUUCUCAGCCAGGCACCCAGUCUACUCCCCGAGUCGCUUGCGAUGCGAUAUGCAGACGACUUCCGAUGGUUCGAUGGUGUUGUGAAGUUGUGGUGCAUCCCGAGCCGUACCAAGACAGCACCAAUGAAAGAUCCUCAAGAGAUGGACACGUGCCCAGGAUACCGCUUGUCCGACGACGUUCAUCUUCGUGCCCCAAGCGAUGUCGGAUGUUGA
Molecule: messenger RNA, 327 nt
Organism: Neurospora tetrasperma FGSC 2508
Lineage: Eukaryota; Fungi; Ascomycota; Sordariomycetes; Sordariales; Sordariaceae
Exons: 3
Source: RefSeq, a predicted model, not a curated record